AACCAGAAAAUACGAUUAAGCAAUAACGAUGAAAACAAUGCUAAUUACAGCCAAUCAAAGAGGUGUAUUUAAUUAAAAGGGUCGGCAUCCAAGUCACACAUGCAGUAAUGGUUAAGAUAAGAAAUGGACACGAAGUGAAGAGAAGUUAAAAUUUUCUUAGGAAUUCCUGACAUGUAUUGAAUGAAUAUUGUUUUUGACCCUUUACUUACCUGGUAAUGUGAAAAAUAAAAUCAGUUUUGUAUUUUAAAAUCAAUUCCAUUAUGAGUUCAUUGGAGAAUAAGGAUUAUAUUCUUAAAGAGUUACCCACCAAAGGAUUAAAAUUAAAGAGACAUAAAGAUAGAAGAGAUUCUCCUACUAUUCCUCCAGUGCGGCUGAGAUUAAAGAGCAGUAGUUCUCCUUUAAGUUGUGAAACAGAUGUGGAAAAGUGUUUAUCUGAUAGAUCAGUGUCGUCUUCACCUGACAGUUUCAGUCAAGAACUUUCUCCAGUUUUUACAAAUAUGUACAAAACUGUUAAUUCUUUACCCUCCUCCCCUUUAAUGUGUGAGCCUUGUGAACCUUUACAGUUUACUUCUAAGUUUGAAGAAGAUAGUGAUCAACCACUAGAUAUGAGUUGGAAGCGUACUGAUAACAAAGAUUAUCAAUGUUCUCAACAGCAGUUAAGACCUUCUGUGAUAACAUGUGCUUCCGCUUUAUUGAGAACUCAAUGCAAUCUUUCUGAUUUGGCUCAUCAAAUGUGUUCUGCUAAUGUUAGUGACUCUAAUCAUAUUGAGGUGAAACAAACUCCUUCUGAGAAAUUUAUCGAAACAAGUGAGGAAAAAAAUAAAGUUAGGAGAUUUGGUCAUAGACGUGAAAUAGUUUCAGGUUCUUGUGAUCCUGUCAUCGAUGAACACUUUCGACGAUCUUUAGGCAAAGACUACCAGCAAAUAUUUUCCAAAUCAACAGGCAAUAAUGUUUCCAUUACUGUGGAUGAGCAUUUCGCUAAAGCUCUUGGAGAAACUUGGCAUCAAAUUCAGCACUCUAAAUUGCCAUCUGCUGAGUCUUUUUCAACAACUCAUUCUUCAAAUUCCUCAAGUCCUCACAUUAUACCUCAACCACAUGAAAUUUUAUCCUGAAAAUGUAAUUUAGUAUAAUUUAUUUAUACAAUAUGUUUUCAUUCGAUUGAAUGAAGUUUCUGGUUAUGGUAAACAGAAAAAAUGUAUGUCCCACAUGUUUGAGAGAAAUCUUUGCUUAUGAAAUAUUUUACUGUUUCUGACUGUUUUUAUUUUUAAUGUUUUUGUUACAUUUAAAUGAUUCUUGUUAAAGGAUGCUUCAAUUAGUGACAUUGGCCAUAUACUGAGUAUUUAACUGAUAUGUUGUUCAUGUAUUUAAAAUAGUUAUUUAACUGUGAUAAAAAUAUAUCUUAGUACUCAGUAAAAAAUUUUAAUAUUGAAAAGUUAAAUCCUGAAAAUUAUUAUUGAAUCAUGAAAAUUAAAAUUGAUAGUACUAAACCAUGGAUGGAAUCUUCAGCACUCUCCCCAUAUUGCAAAGCAAGAAAUAAUUAGAAACUAAACAAUCUAUAGAGUGUGAUCAAAAUCUCAUAAUCAAUAAUGGCACUUGUGCUAUCAUUAUCUCUCUUAAUUUUUUUAAAAAGCAUUUCUUUAAGUUCAAGUAUGUAGAAAGCUUUCUAUUUUAAAUUUUCUAAAAAUUACUACAAUAUGGUAGUUCUUUUUUCAAAUUGUAAUGUUGCAGUGUUUAUUUCAAAAUAUAGUGUUGUGUAAUUUUAUGAGUUACAUUUGAAUAUUUUUUAUUAGAAUUGAUACAUUUGGUAUUAGUUCAUAAAAACUAUUGUUGUUUCUAUAUGUUAUAUAUUAAAUUAUUAGUUUAGUAUAGAUAGUUGUUAUUACUAUAGAAUAUUUUAUUUUAAUUUUUCAAUCUAUAUCAUAUGUAAUCUUUAAAAGUAUUAAUAAAGUUUGUGAUCUUUGGGGAAUUAGGUAGCAGUUAAACUACAAUGUAUCUUUUUUUUUUUUAAAGUUUUUUUUUAUAGCUGAGCUUUAGAUUUUUAUAAAAUGUCACUUCAUAGUUUUCUAUUUUUCUAACUGGUAAAUUAGUUUGUAUACUAAUGAGCAGCAAAAAUGCAAAUGCUUAAAUUUGAAUUUGGUUUUUCUAACUAUGUAUGGGUUCUAAAAAAAAAAACAUUUUUUUGAGAAUAUUUGCUUUCACUAAUUAAUUUCAAUCUUUAAAAAUUGACUGGUAAAUAGGUUUUAGAUGAGCUUCUGAGAAAACGUUACACAUUCUGAAUGUUUAUUGUAAAUAUUUAAUGUUAUUAAUUGAAUUUUUAAUUGUAUCUUAUUCCUCCCGUAAAUAUCCUCCAUUACUAAGAGGUCAUUUUCCUCACCAUCUUGGAAUUAAAGUUCAAUUUUUAUUUAUUUAUUUAUUAUUUGCUUAACAAACUUUUGAUCAUAGACUAUCAUUCGUCAGCAUUAUUCUUUCCCCAAAAAGUUUGUAAAUGUAAACUUUGCCAUAUUAAGUUAAGAGAAAUAGCAUUUAAUAGCUUUUAAAACUUCUUAAUGUGAACUGAUGAUUGUGAACUGAUAAAACAAUGUGUUUACUUUUGAAUAAAAAAAGGUUUUCAAAUUUUCUAUAUUCUUUGUGUUAUAUUUAGGCAUUUAAUAAUCAGAUUUUUUUGUGUUGUCAAAAUGUGUUUGUCAUAUUAGAUUAAUGGAGAUUGAUGUUUAGUUUUCCUUCUUAAAAAAAUUGCUAAGUAAUACUUUUAAUAAAGUAUUAAAUCCUAAAAUAAAAUUGGUGUUAUAUAUUCUAAAAACUUGAAAGACUUAGUCACUAAGUCAGUAAUACAAAGUUUAAAAAACAACCAAGUUUAGAUAAUAAAACGUGAGUAAUAAUUUAAUACUUAAUUUUUAAUUUUUUUCUGAAGUGUAAAUUUUAGAAUGAUCCUUAAAUAUGCUCUUUCUUUUGAGAGAAUAUGAACUAAAUUAAAAUGCAUUUAUAAAAUUCAUAGAAGAUUUUAAUUUUUUCAAAUGAAAAUACGUUGCUAUUUUUAAUUUUAUUUUUAGUGCUGUAUUUUAACAAUUUAAAAAAAAUGAGUUGUGUCUUUUUAUCUUGUUUAAUAAUGUAAAUAGUGAUGCUGGUAAAAUUUUUAUCUUUACACAAAACAUUACUUUCAGUCAUAGUGAUAAGUAAGCGUACAUAUUUAAUUAAUGUCCGAUUAUUUUUUUAUUUAAAAUAAUUUUUAGUAUGACUUUUCUUUAUACUAAUAAAAGAAUGAAGCUUUUUUGAGCCUAGAUUGAAUUGUAGACUAGAAAAAAAAACAAUAGAAUUUUUUACUUAUUACAGAAUUUCUGAAUUAAAUAUAUCAUUUAUAUACUGUAGCUUAAGUUUUUCAUAUUCUUUUGAAAUAAAAAGGAAAAAUAAUUGUUUAUCAUUUCUUGGAUUUCAUAAUUUCAAUGUUCAAUUUCCUCUCACUUAACUUUCUUCUAGUGUAAUAUUUGCAAUUAGUUAAUCAUUUCCUUUUAAAAUAGCUUUGAAAUUAAAAUCAUUAUUUUGGUUUGAUUAAAAUUAAUUUUACUAACCAUUUUGUGUCUUGUGAAUUUUAAAGCUAGUUUUUUUUUAAAUUCAAUUACCAUUGUAGUUUCCAUAUUCUCGUAUAUGUAUGUUAAUGAAGUGAUGGCGAUUUUUUGUAUUAUUAUUAAUUUUAUUGAUAAAGGAAAAUUAUUUAUUUUGGUUUUAUAGCACAGAUUAAGAAUAAUGAAUUUAAAUUAAAUAUCAUGUUUUGUGUUUGUUAGUAAAGGUAGAUUUUCGGUCAAUAUUUGAUAUGAUAAAUGUACUGAUAAGCAGCGUGAAUUUGUUCUAUUUAAACUUUUUUAUAAUAUUCAGAUUUGCUCGAAUUUUCCUUUUGCUUUUAACCCUCUAAGGGUUGAACCCUGUGGGUAAAAUUAUACUGAAAUUCUGCUGCAGUGCACUAUUUUCCUGUUAACUAGCAUGGAGAAACUGGUUUUUUGAUGCAGGAUAGCGAGUCUGCAUAUGGAAGUUUGGAAAAGGCUGGAACUAACCCUUAGAGGGCUAAUUUGCUUUCUCAAAUGCUUAGUAACUUUAUAGUUUGUUUGUUAGUAAACUUUAAUGUAAAUAAAAAAUAUAUAUCUUAUAUUAAUUGUAAAUAAGCUUAUUCUUGUAAGCAUUUUUAUUAUGGAUAAGGCAAUCCUUUUUCUCAUAUUAAAAAUUGCUAUUUUAUAAAUAAAUCCUAAGUGUGUAUUUAUUGUAAUACUAAAUUGUAGUAUUUGAUUUAUUGGGUUUUAAAUAACAAAUAUUUAAAUAUUAAAGACCAUUUAAAAUAAAGUUGGAAAAUCCUUCUUUAUUAUUUUUUUAAAGUAAUAAGCUUUUGCAUAAAUAAUGGGAUGGAUCAAAAAAGUUAAAGUGUCUUAAAUCUCUUAGCGGUUUUGCAGAAAUGUUAUCAGCUACAUUAUGUAAAAUCUUAUGAUUCUGAAUUGAUAUCAGCUGUCAUUUCAAUAGGUCGCAAAUCACUUAAAAGUUACCAUUUUUUGACAAAUAUCUUCAAAACUUUAGAAUUAAAACUAAAUAUCCCCAGUCUUCUCAAUGGCAGAAAGUUUGGAUUGGUUCAAUGAGGCAAGAUAUAAUUUCAGGAGAUUUAGUUUUGCUGCUUUUAGGGACCUAACAAAACUUCUGUGUCUUUGAGACGAUAUUAAGUUAUAUUUCUGAAAUUUUGAACAGUUAUUCUUGUUAAAUUGUAACCUUCAAGCACUACCGUAAGUCUGACUACAAAAGCUGUGAUUUUUUAUUAUUUUUAUAUAAAUUGUCACAACUUUUAGCCCAUUGAAGGACAAAAUAUACUAAUUCAGAAUCAUACAUACUUUUUAAACUACCUAUUGACAUUAUAGCUUAUAGAAUUAAGAUGUUUCAACUUUUUCAGCCCACCUUAAUAAAUAGUUGUUUUUUGUAACUUCUUUAUUUAUUUAAAAAUAAUUAUACAUAAAUAUUUUAGUGAGUAAUAUUUUUAUUAAAAUAACAUUUUUACUGGCUUCAAUUUUUAAAAACUAGUUACGUUUAGAAUAAGAAAUUUUACUAAUAUUUAUAUAUAUUAUAUUUAAAAAUGUAUCAGACUCUAUUAACUUAUUACACAGUAUACAGUGAGAAGUUUAGCGAAUGCAUAUAUAUAUAUAUAUAUAUAUAUAUCAAACUUAUUAAUUGUUCAAUGACUAAACAAGUGCCUGGUUUUAAGUGUUGGGAUAUUUCGGGUUGUUGUGCAAUUUUAAUUUUUUUUCAACCAAGGCUUUUAAUGUUCUUCCAUUUUGGCUAUAAAUUUUGGAAUGGGUUUACCAUUUAUUUUGCUAAGACUUUUCAUCGUAAAUCUUGAGACAUUUAUGAAAUUUUGUUAAAAAUGUAGUAUAUAUCAUUAAAGUUUUGUUCUUAAACUUAUAAGCGUAGAUGAUAGAUUAUCUAUGAUGUCUAUCAUUAAAGUUUAUUUGCAAUAUUUUAAUUGAAUUAAGUUUUUUUUUUAUGAUGUUAAAUGAAUAAUUUUUUUUGUAAUUUCAUGAUUAUUUGAUUUUCUAGUUAAUUUUGAACUUGCAAAAUUUGGAGCAAAUUAUUGUUACUUUGAAAAUGGAUUCCUAUUUUUAUACAUGCCGAUUGGAGAAACUGCCUUUUGUAUAUAGGUGUAAAUAAAUAUAUUUUUCUAAGGUUUUACUAUGGUGACAAAUUGUAACAUUAAAUGUUAGGAAUGGAUUAUUUUGCAAUGUUUUCCAUGUUAUUCCUCUGAAAGAUAUAUUCUAAGCAUUGUAAAAUUAGACAGUCAUUAAUAAACAUUUUUCUUGUUUUUUA
Molecule: messenger RNA, 5829 nt
Organism: Parasteatoda tepidariorum (common house spider)
Lineage: Eukaryota; Metazoa; Arthropoda; Arachnida; Araneae; Theridiidae
Biological process (GO): negative regulation of DNA-templated transcription
Molecular function (GO): transcription coactivator binding
Source: RefSeq, a predicted model, not a curated record